This is a messenger RNA of Thalassophryne amazonica, 1143 nucleotides long. RefSeq names its product protein-lysine 6-oxidase. The record is from RefSeq and is a predicted model, not a curated record. Gene Ontology annotation, molecular function: protein-lysine 6-oxidase activity; copper ion binding. Gene Ontology annotation, biological process: peptidyl-lysine oxidation. The transcript has 7 exons. Lineage: Eukaryota; Metazoa; Chordata; Actinopteri; Batrachoidiformes; Batrachoididae. Bases 1 to 1092 code for a protein of 363 amino acids.
AUGAGGGUCUUCCUGUCGGUUGCUCUCCUCCUCUGCGGUCUGUGCCUCGCUCGCGCUCAGCUCACUGACCGGGUCGGUGAUGCGCUUCGCCGCGGGUUGUCAUGGCAACAUAACGGUCAGGUUUUCAGUGUCCUGAGCCGCGGCUCUCAGUACCAGCCCCCCAGCAGGAGUCAGACCGGCGGUCAGCCGGUUAUCGUCCUCGCCGGUAACGACACGGUGUCCGCCGCCGCGCGCGCCUCUCCGCGCGUCCCUGCCACCAGCGGCGCCGCGCAAUUACGCGCGAUGACGCGUCCCCGGCGGCCAGAGAGCGACGGCGUCCCGGUGAGAGCGGAGGACACGAUGGCCGGAGACGAUCCGUACAACCCGUACAAACCGUCCAACUACUAUCCGAACUACAACUAUUACAACUCCUACUACAGACCGCGGGCGCGGGUCCGAGCCCGGCACGGCUACGGAACCCGCUACCAUCAGUACGGCCUUCCAGAUCUGGUUCCUGAUCCGUACUACAUCCAGAGCUCCACCUACGUCCAGAGAGCUCCUAUGUACAGCCUCCGCUGUGCCGCAGAGGAAAACUGCCUCGCAUCUUCCUCUCGUUAUUCUCAGGAUUACGACACCAGGGUUUUGUUGCGAUUUCCUCAGCGGGUGAAGAACCAGGGAACAGGUGACUUCCUGCCCAACAAACCUCGUUAUUCCUGGGAGUGGCACAGCUGCCAUCAACACUUCCACAGCAUGGACGAGUUCAGCACGUACGAGCUGCUGCACACGAACUCUCAGCAGCCCGUGGCUGAAGGUCACAAGGCCAGUUUCUGUCUGGAGGACACGUCAUGUGACCCGAGCUACUACCGCCGCUUCGCCUGCACCUCGCACACCCAGGGUCUGAGUCCAGGUUGUUAUGACACCUACAACGCUGACAUCGACUGUCAGUGGAUCGACAUCACCGACGUCGCGCCUGGAAAAUACAUCCUUAAGUUGACUGUAAAUCCCAGAAAACAGGUUCCAGAGUCCAACUUCAACAACAACGUGGUUCGCUGUGACAUCCAGUACACCGGGAACGCCGCUCACAUCUCUGGAUGCACCACCACAGCAAGCUGAGCUGAUAUUUCCAAACGAAACUCGAAGACGAAGCCAGAAUUGUUUCAGAAC